Messenger RNA from Aspergillus calidoustus, 2403 nucleotides. NCBI's taxonomy places the organism in Eukaryota, Fungi, Ascomycota, Eurotiomycetes, Eurotiales, Aspergillaceae. The record is from the annotation of a GenBank genome assembly.
AUGGUCAACACUAGGGGAGCAGACCCCUCUGUCGAUGGUCAAGAGACUUCCGACCUUCCCAUCUCCCCGGUGCUCAAGGAGGAGGCUCACCAUGAACUCCCUAAAAUCUCCCACUCUCUCGAGGAGGACGGCUCCCUCUCUCCUCGGGCAGCGAAGAAGCGUCGUCUCGAGUCCCAGCCGGAAGAACCCCCUAUGACCGAGGACCAACCGCAUGGACUACCAUUAGCCCUUCCACAACCCGUUCCGGGUCCCGGAGAUCAAAUAGAGGAGGAAUUGGCAUCCGCACUUGGAGCAGGCAUCGUUCACUCAGUUGAACCUCCCGCAAACCAAAAUGGCCAACUUUCGGUGCAACCUGGCGAAAGCCCGGUGGCGCCUGAACAGACUCCCAAUGUCAACUCAGACAUGGCGACGGUGAUCUCCAGCAUUCUAGAUCACACUGAGCGCGUGGAGGAACAUUGCGAUAUGGGGCCGCAAACACUGCCUGAUCUUUCGGGUCAGGGUGCGCCGAAAGGCAUGGUUUUUGUCAAGGCCAACUCGCAUCUGAAGAUUCAGAGUCUGCCUAUUCUUGAUAAUCUGUCCACGCAGAUCCUCUCCCUGCUGGCCAAAUCGACCUACCAAGAUAUCACCUCUUUCGUGUCGGAGCCGGACUCUGAGAACGGACAGGCAUACGCUACAAUGCGCUCUCUCUUUGAUCACACUAAGAAAGUGUAUUCGUCCAAAAAGUCCUUCCUCUCUCCGACCGAUCUGGAGCUCACCGAACCCGCUCAAGUUGACAUCAUCCGGAAGGCGAAUCUAGCCUCUUUCGUCUCGAGCAUAUUCGGGACACAAGAGAUCGGGUUCUCUGAGCUGAAUGACAACUUUCUUGAUGUAUUCGUCCCGGAAGGCGGCCGUCUCCUUAAGCAGCAGGGCGCACUUUUCCUCGAGCUCAAGACUCAAGCGUUUAUUGCAUCAAUGAACAAUACCGAGCGCACACGCACAGAACUACUAUAUCUUCUUUUCCCAGAUAACAUCGAGCAACAGCUGCUCGAUAGACGCCCUGGAACUCGUCAGCUGGCUCCAAGCGAAACUGAUUUCGUGAACCGAGCUGGAUCAAGACGCGACAUUUUGCUCAACGAUAUUAACAGCGAGGAAGCAAUGAAAGCCUUGCCAGACAAGUAUCAUUGGGAAGAUUUUCUCAGAGAUCUGAGUUCGUAUAUUACGAAGAAUUUUGAUACGAUCAAUAAUCAACAGUCGAAGAAGAUCACAAAGGGGCGGCAACCGUCCUCAUCAAACGGUGACUCGGAACCACCCAGUGCUCCUCUCCAGAGCCAGUUCCCUGUCGCUUCACAGGCUCCAGAGGUCCCUGUUGACAAGAACAUGCACGGGGAUCUCGUUGCUAGGGCAGCACGAGCAGCACAGAUUGCUCUGCAAGGUCACGGGCUGAGACGCUCGCAGCAGCAGGCUCAACAGCAACAACAACAAGCCCAGCAACAGCAGCAGCAGCAGGUGCAACAAUAUCAGCAGCAGCAGCAGCAACAGCCACAGCCGCCGCCGCCGCAACCGCAGCAGGGCAUCCAGAUUCUACAAGGCUAUACUCCUGCACAACAACAGCCAUACCAACCUAGUCCUGCUCCCUCCGGUUACCAGCAGUCGCCGAGCACCUACACUUUCCAGCAAAGUCCGAUGCAGCCAAACUUUCAACAAUACAGCCACCCUUCGCCAUCACCGAUGCCAGGCCGAGCCAACUCACAGUCUGCUAAUCACGGCUACAUGCCGGGCAUACCACACUACUCCCAGUCGCAACCGACGCAAGUUCUCUACGAGCGUGCACGCAUGGCCGCAUCGGCCAAAUCCUCUCCUAGCAGUCGCAAAUCUGGUCUACCCAGUCAGCGCCGGCCAUGGACAACGGAAGAGGAGAAUGCGCUAAUGGCCGGUCUGGACCGCGUCAAGGGUCCCCACUGGAGUCAGAUACUCGCCAUGUUUGGGCCGGGUGGAACCAUAAGCGAGGCGCUCAAGGACCGCAAUCAGGUCCAGCUGAAGGAUAAGGCUCGUAAUCUCAAACUCUUCUUCCUCAAGAGCGGGAUUGAAGUUCCCUAUUACCUCAAGUUUGUGACUGGAGAGCUUAAAACGCGUGCGCCUGCACAAGCAGCAAAGCGUGAGGCGCGGGAACGGCAGAAGAAGCAGGGUGAAGAGGACAAGGCCCAUGUCGAGGGGAUCAAGGGAAUGAUGGCGCUGGCGGGGGCUCAUCCUCAGCAGGUGUCGCACGGCCACGAGAGUAUGUCUGCGUCGCCACUGCCGCCUGAUCCAACGUUUGAUCAGACAGCGGAGCAGAACCUGAUGCAGACCCUGGGCAAGGAAGUGCACGGAGAGCAAUUUGGCCAGCCGCACCACCAUACCGAUCCGAACCUGCAUCUAGGGCAGUGA